AAUUAGAAACUUGUGUUCGUCUUUUGAACCACAUAAAUAAUGACUGGCAUGGAAGCCACUGCUGUUACUUUACAGUGAAGUUGAUGUAAAACUGUGCCAGCUGCAGUCGAGUGUCCGUGACUAAAUGUCUGUGAGACGGGCUCUGGUGGACUGUGCUGUGCUGUCUCUGCAGGACUCCUGUGUGUUUUAUCCGUGUUGUAAACGCUGCUUCUCAAGGAUUGAUGUUCAACAGCAGGACACCAAGAGAUACAGAUGUUCCAAGUGUGGUUACAGCUGUCUGAGGGAGCAGGUGGACUACAGGUACCGUCUGUCUCUGAGGGUGACCCGGGACAACACUGUAUUUGGAGUAACCGUAUUUGGCAACAGCUUGAACCCAUUUUUUGGCAUUCAUGCAAGUGGUUUACAGAGGUUGGUGGAGAACUUAGACAGACCAGCUGACCCAUCAACCAGAUCCGCUUUGUUGGUGAAGGCUGUCAAAGACUGUUUUAUUGGCAGACAUUUUAUCUUUGGAAUACAGGUGGCAGAAACAGAAAGUGGGCCAUGGUUAGGAGGGCAUGCUCUGAAUGGCUCCAACAAUACAGACCCAGCCCAAUUCAUUGCUAGUCAGAUGAUUCUCCCAAAAGCUACAGGUCUGGGAGGCUGCUCAGUAGUUAGUUAUUAUCGGAUCCUUCUUCAGAAAGCUGCUGAAUAUGAGCAAGAAACCGCUGAUCCCAGCAUAACCUACAGACCCCCAUCAGCGACCCCCUUGAUGAUUCCUCAUCAUUCUUCAACCAGCAGUUUCAAUAAUGCCACACUCUCUGACUCAGGUCUACUUUUCUGGUCACUGCAAAGAUCACAGCACCAAGACUGCACCCUUAAUCCCACCCCACCAUGGGAUCAAUCACUAGGACUAGUUACUUCAUCAGCAGAGCAGGAGGAAGGCUGCAGUACUCAGGAGAGUGGAGAUGAGAGCAGCAAACAAAUAGACAACACAAAAAGACCACGUCAUGCACAGAGAGGCUGCCUGGAUAAUUAUAAUAUCAAAGAAGGAAAAGUGGCAUCAUCACUUCUUUCUUUAGACAGCAGUUAUUGCAACAGUCAAUCAUUUGCCAAAUGCUCAUACUCAUCUAUUGAAAAUGCUGUUGGAAACACCCCCAUACUGAACACUUGUUUCAGUCCCUCCCCAGUAAGCCACAAAAAGGAUCUAGCACUCAGCUCCGAGGCGAAGCAAUUUUCUACUGACACACUCACCAAAACAUUUUUGUCAGGCUCUGUGGCUUGGGAGGAUUUACCUUUUUCUGAGAGCCUCUCAGAGUUCUUGUGUGAGGAAAACAAAGAUUUUGACAGAGUUAGUGAAACCCAUGUGCCUCUAAAUGAGAAAUGUCAAAGAGAAACAACAAGAAACAACCUGAGCUCAGGAACUCAAGACAAGAACUCAUCAAUUGAAUCAAUUUCUGUUUGCCGGAGUAACACAGAUAUGACAGAAAGUCCCUCACGACCAGUACUGGAUAUCACUAAUACAACUGCACAGAGUAACAGAAGUGACAGACAUGAUUUAUCUGACCGGGCAUAUCGGGACCAAGCCAGCAACUUUUGUUCUGAUAAGUGUAAUCAGGAGGACGAGAAACCCAUUUCUCUUUUUCUUGAAAACAAUAAAGAGGAGCAGUUUGAAGGGGAUGUUUACAACUGUUCAGCAGACCUAUUCAGUAGCUCACUAACAGAUCCGAACACAACAAUGCUUAAUAUGCAUUCAGAAACUGUCAGGACAACCACAGAAGCGUGCACACCUGUUUGUUGGUCAGAUAAACAGUCCCUGAGAAGUGAAAGGUGGGCUAAAGGCCAACAUUCAACACCAGAAAAGCAGGAACUAAAGAGCAACAAAUGUGUCAGCAGAGAUAGUUAUCAUAGUUUAAUUUCACAAGACAGUCAAGAUCAGAACAGGGAUAAAACAGCCACUGCAGAUAUGAUCCAGUGUGAGUAUUCACAGACUCUUGACUUCAUCCCUUCCUCUCAGUCCACCCCCAUUGUAAAAGUACCUGUUGGGUCAGGAUCACCUACCUCUUUGCACAGCACCUGGAAAUUAGGUGGAUUUAGUUCACAAACUGAUGGGCGAGAUUCUUCUUUGCUUUCCAGAAAUCUGCCUGAAUUGGUCAGUAAAAAGCCAGCCAAGAUCUUGUCUUUUCCUCAUAAAUUAAACAGUGUCAGUGCUGACCAGCUGCAACAGCAUGGCAGAGAGUCUACAAAAGAAAACUUGGUAUGUGGCAUGACACCCAGCAGACAAAGUCACAGAUUCACCCAAAAAAGGAGGUUCUGGAAACCUGACAAGCAGAAACACCAUCUGCUGGCCCCGCAGCACCCGAGGAUCCAGAGAGGGGCUUUAAACAUGGCGUCAAGAGGAAAAACAAACCACAAAUGUGACUCAAGUGUUUGUGAUUUGACUGUAGGUGAUUAUGAGGGCGAUGACAUAAUUGUUCCUCCUACUCCUGCUGCUAAAACACUACAGAGCAUGAAUCCCAGAAGAAGGCACACUGAUAACAACAGCAGUAAUUUGGGUUGUAUGUUGGAGGGGCAGCAGGCAGAUGAAGUUAGCUGUAAAAGAACUCUGUUGGACCAAACUGUCAUGUCCUCAUCUUCAGAUCCAGCACAAACAGGUGUUUAUAGUCAGCCUUGUGACAGUGAGGCAGAAGGGUGUGAUAAAAUCAUAAGAGUUGAUGAAAAGAAUUUGGAUGGAUCUCAUGGUUACCUGCUUGAUGAUGAGAAUGAGGCAUGUGAUUGGUCCAGAGAUCUGUUCUCUGACUCUCUGACAUAGUGAUAAGCCCUACGUUUGUGUUGAGUACUACU
Messenger RNA from Scomber japonicus (chub mackerel), 2820 nucleotides. It is a transcript of the gene ddias, whose product is annotated as DNA damage-induced apoptosis suppressor. Gene Ontology annotation, cellular component: cytoplasm; nucleus. NCBI's taxonomy places the organism in Eukaryota, Metazoa, Chordata, Actinopteri, Scombriformes, Scombridae. The transcript has 5 exons. Gene Ontology annotation, biological process: negative regulation of intrinsic apoptotic signaling pathway in response to DNA damage. The record is from RefSeq and is a predicted model, not a curated record. Bases 125 to 2788 code for a protein of 887 amino acids.